Cryptomeria japonica (Japanese cedar) is the source of this 1666-nucleotide messenger RNA. Its product is annotated as nuclear pore complex protein NUP35. Gene Ontology annotation, molecular function: structural constituent of nuclear pore; phospholipid binding; single-stranded DNA binding. Gene Ontology annotation, cellular component: nuclear membrane; nuclear pore nuclear basket; nuclear pore central transport channel. The coding region runs from base 381 to 1520 and encodes 379 amino acids. The transcript has 4 exons. The record is from RefSeq and is a predicted model, not a curated record. NCBI's taxonomy places the organism in Eukaryota, Viridiplantae, Streptophyta, Pinopsida, Cupressales, Cupressaceae. Gene Ontology annotation, biological process: regulation of DNA-templated transcription; nuclear pore organization; NLS-bearing protein import into nucleus.
AUGAAACGCCAAGAUCCCUCCAUGUCAUCGGUGGGUCCCCAUAACUUCGAUCCAUGAGAUUCUGGAUGCGAUGUCCUAUGAUAUCAUGUGGGGACAUGCCGUUUUGGAGCCAAUAGCUACAGCCCCGCGCCACGACAUCCGAAUAGAUUUUUUGACAUCUAGGGUUUUUUAAAUUUUUUUCGAAACAUUCAAGUUUCCCUCUAAAUGCUCUCUGUGGAGAAUUCCCGAUGAAAGUUUGAAUGAUGGCUUACACAAACCGUAACCAAGACAGGCAGAGGAAUACCCUUUCACGUCUCCUGUUACCAAUAAUCUGACGGUAGGGGAAACAAUUUCAGGGCUAAAUAUUCCUUAAAAGAUUCGCAAUCAGGGAUUGCCAUAAAAUGAACAAUACAAGUUCAGUUCAGAGGACUUCAAGGUCUGGGAGACCAUCGGUGUUUCGCAGAGAUUUAUUAACACCCUCCCCCAUAUCAAGAAGGUCAUCUCAGAAAAAUGCAUUCGGCACACCCGUUCAAACAGCAACAGGCACUCCUUUAUCGAGGGAAAACAGUCUCGUUGGUGGUACUGAUGCUCCCCCUCCGCCAAAUUUUACUCUGGACGAGCGCCUUGAUUCCUUUCCAGAGGCUAUCGGUUCAUGGGAUUAUGCUACGGCCUCUCCUGAGUCCAGGCCAUCACCCCAAUUCAGGUCAAGUUUGUCUUUCUUGGGUACUAAUGCGGGUGACCCAUUUACACCUAUGAGAAGUUACAGUGGUAAUCUGAGAUCAGGACUGGGUAACGCUCCCAUUGAAACACCAAAUACAACCCAAGAAGCAGUGCCAAAUUAUGCAUUGGGAGCUAGUAAUCAAGGUGCUUCACAGAACCAUGCUUCUGGAAUUAUUAGUUCCAGUUGGCGGCCUCUGGGGAACGAGGGGAGCUGGGAGGUGGGAGAGAGAGGGGGAAGAGUGAUCAAUAUGUCAGGAGUGGUUCAACAGCAGCAGCAGCAGCAGCAGUCUGGUGGAUUGCUUACGCUUCCAUCUUCAGGAGAGAUUGUGAGACCAGAUAUCCAUAGGGAUGGUGGCUUCAGUGAUAGAGUUGCAGACGAAGAAGAAUGGGUUACUGUUUUUGGCUUCAGUCCAAGCGAUACAAACCUAGUGUUCAGGGAAUUUGAAAAAUGUGGCAUAAUAUUGAAACACAUUCCAGGGCCAGGAGACUCCAACUGGAUGCAUAUUUUAUAUCAGAAUCACUAUGAUGCACAAAAAGCCCUCCAAAAGAAUGGAAUGCAAAUCAAUGGGAUAUUGAUUAUAGGUGUGAAACCCACUGAUACUCAUCAGCGAAUGGCUUUAAGUGACAAGUCUAAUAAUGGCUUCAUGAUAUUGCCUCCCCAUUCACAUGGGAGAGCUUUGGCUUUAGAGCCAUCUACAAAGAUGGUUUCCCGACCUUACUAUCUUCAAUCAAAAGAAACAACUCAACAUCCUACGAGUGCCAUGGCUUCACCUUCUAAGUCAACCAUAUCAAAAAUAGUUGACUACAUGUUUGGAAUUUAGACUUUGUGCUUACAUAAUAAGGUAUGAUAAAAGCAAUCAUGAUUAGGUAUAAUUUUUUGCAGUCAAAAUUUGUAUGUGAAAUUUUUGCCAAUUCAUUAUUUGGUAUUACUUUUCCUGUCAAAAUUUGCAUUUGACAGUUUUUCCCA